AUGACGUCCUCGAGGUCUUCUCCUGUUCCCACCGUGAUCGACCUUGCUGCAGCCGCCAUUGCAGAGGCCAGUCUAGAGGGUGAUGAUGAAGAUUCGGACUUCCAUGGCCAACUUGCCGAGAACCAACGCAGAGUCAUCGAAUCGGUACUCCUAGACCCCGUCACGAUCACAUUCGAUGACCUAGCAGAACGUCUUCGUAGUCACGGCACGCCGCUACCAGCAUAUUUCUAUAGGACGUUCUAUGAGACCUCGGCGACAUUGAGUAAAUACGUGCCUGUCGAUAUGCAUACGAAGCAUCGCACCGAUGACAAGCUCAAGAUGGAGGCGGGGAUGGCGUUCCAGCCUGUAGCGAAGUUCAACGUCCACGGUUAUCUGCACAGGGAAGGCAUCGAACGACAACUGGUAUGGAACCAGAAGAAGGAUCCGUCUGCCUUCAUAUCUGUUUUCAACGAGCUUUGUCAUGCCAAGAGAAGGGCUGGGUUUCAUCACGACGAGAGUCAGCGCAUCGGUCAACGUGUCAGCAUCGCCCGCAUCAGCUCAGAAGGAUUGGAACCAGUAACAGUCCACGCCCAGGUUGAGUCCAAGAUCUGCAUCUACACAAAAGAGGUGGGCCAUGCCGAAGUCAAGAAGUGGAAGAAGGUCUGGCGAGAUGUCGAUAUCCCUGCGUGGGUCCACAAGAAAGCACGAGAGAAGUAUGGCAACACCAUCGACCCGGAGCAGUUGACGGAAUCUGGCGCCGACAUGUGGGUAUCCAUUACAGAAAUCCGCCUCUCCAAUCUGAAGAACAGCGGACCAUCUGGCAGCAUCAAGCGCGACUCCAUUUGCGCGAAGGGUCAUGACUACGAGUGGCUGUCUUGCGGGUCCAUUUCCGAUGACAGGAUCUUGAAUGUCUGGCCUUGGGAUGGCAGGAAACUGCACACCCGUGACCCCGGUCGUCCGAUCCGAAGUGUCGCCAACAGCGGGCAGCCCUGGGUCUGGGACAUGCCGAAGACGAUGUGGGUGCCUGACUGGAUUCGGAAGUCAGAUGUUCCCGAGCAAGCUCAAGACACUGGCAAGAAGCGAAAGCGCAACGAUGACGAUGAUGACGAGGUUAGCAACGAUGAAGAUGAUGAGCAGACGGCCGCCAUCCUCACAGACAUCAUCAUGGCUCAUCUGAAGCGUACCAGACGUUCCAACUCUGAUGCUGCGGAUGACUCGGACGACGAAGCGACUCCUGCACCCGACAGCAUGUCAGUGGAGCUUUUGAUCUCUUCCCCUUCGCAUGCACCGCAGAAGCUGGUGAUUCGGCCUGAAGAUUACGCCUGA
Alternaria triticimaculans is the source of this 1305-nucleotide messenger RNA. RefSeq lists its product as uncharacterized. The record is from RefSeq and is a predicted model, not a curated record. NCBI's taxonomy places the organism in Eukaryota, Fungi, Ascomycota, Dothideomycetes, Pleosporales, Pleosporaceae. The transcript is spliced from 4 exons. Bases 1 to 1305 code for a protein of 434 amino acids.